This is a messenger RNA of Plasmodium falciparum 3D7, 609 nucleotides long. RefSeq names its product MSP7-like protein (gene MSRP7). NCBI's taxonomy places the organism in Eukaryota, Apicomplexa, Aconoidasida, Haemosporida, Plasmodiidae. The record is from RefSeq and is a predicted model, not a curated record.
AUGAAAAGAACAAGACAUAUUACAGUAUUUAUUUUUUCUGCAUUUUUAUUCUUACUAAAUUAUGCGACAACUAGUCAAUCGGUUAAUUAUGAUAAUGAAAAAAAACAAAUAAAUAAUUUAAAAGAAAGACUAGAAAAUAUAAGUAGUGAUAUUCCAGAAGAUCUUAAAAAUCACUUAAAAGAUAAUUUAAAUUUUUUUAAUAAUUCCCUUGAAGAAGCACAAAAGAGUUUAUUAGACCAACCAAAUAUUUCUACAUCAACACAAGGUAGUGAAAAUAAUACUUCAGGUGUUAGUACUAAUAAUAAUUUAACAAAUCCAAAUGAUCCAACACAAUUAAAUGAACAAGAAUGUCAAUCAAUCAAAAAAUUUAUAAAAGAACUUUUGAGUGCUGCUACAAAUGAUGAACAUGUUAAUACUCCUUUCUCUACAACUUUUAAAAAUGCAUUAGAAAAAGAUGAAUUCCGUGAUAGUAUCACGAAAUUAACAGAAGCACUAUGUGGACAUACAAAAGAUAAUCAUAAUAAUUUAAGAGGAACUAGCCAAAAUGAUUCAGACUAUUUACAUUCAGUAUAUGAUAAGGCCCUUUCUCAUUUAGAUACCUUACAAUAA